UUGCAGCCAAUCACGGCACACAUUGCCAUGUUUCCGGAAGCACACACGUGUUUGGUGUUUCACUUCAGCAAUGCAGAAUCAGUAACGCUGUAACUUAAAACAGAUAGAUUGUGUGCCAGUUUAGUAAUUUCAGUCUCUGACUUGAGGAGUUAUUUCGGGAUGGUCUGGGCAAGCAGAGCUUGCUUCCGCAAGUAUGGAAACUUUGUGGAUAAUAUACGGCUGUAUGUGAGGGGUGGGAGCGGAGGAAUGGGUUUGCCCCGUUUAGGGGGACAUGGAGGAAAUGGUGGAGAUGUGUGGGUGGUGGCCAAAAAAGGCACUACGUUGAAGCAAAUCAAGGACAAACACCCUAACAAACGAUUCACUGCAGGUGUUGGUUCAAACAGCAGUAUUCAUGCUCUGAGAGGGGCGAAAGGAGAGGACACCGAGGUCUUCUCACCAACUGGGAUCAGUGUUACAACGGAUGGUGGGAGAAUACUAGGGGAGUUGAACUGUGAAGGUGACAGACUUUUGGUGGCUAGAGGUGGUCAUGGUGGCUCUCUUCACUCGGGGUUCUUACCCAGUAAAGGUCAAACCAGACAGAUUCGGCUCGACCUUAAACUCAUCGCAGAUCUUGGACUUGUAGGGUUUCCCAAUGCAGGCAAAUCCUCCUUGCUGACUGCCUUGUCUCAUGCUAAACCAAGGAUUGCCAGCUAUCCCUUUACAACUUUAAGACCUGAAAUCGGAAAGAUCAUGUAUGAUGACCACAAACAGGUUUCAGUGGCAGACUUACCAGGACUCAUUGAAGGUGCUCACGUGAAUAAAGGCAUGGGACACAAGUUUCUCAAGCAUGUGGAAAGAACCAAGCAGCUCAUGUUUGUGGUCGACGUCUGUGGGUUUCAACUAGCUAGUAACACACCAUUUAGGUCUGCAUUUGAAACCGUACUGCUUUUAACCAAGGAGCUGGAGUUGUAUAAGGAGGAACUGUUAGGCAAGCCAGCCAUCCUGGUCAUAAAUAAGAUGGACCUCCCUGAGGCUCAGGGCCGGCUCAGAGAGCUGGAAGCUCACUUGGAGAACCAGGAAGAAUCAAGCAACAUCUUUCCUGAGGACGUCAUCCCUAAAACACUAAUGCGUUUUACGCAAAUCGUCCCAGUCUCUGCCACGACUGGCCUUGGACUGCCCUUGCUCAAGUCCCUCAUCCGUCAAUCACUUGAGGAGCAGGAUGCCAUAGAAACUGAGGGUCAGCGCAGUGAGAAGCUACUCAAGUUGAGAAGGGAGAUUCCUACUUCAUCCAUACCCAGCUGGGGGGGUUCUCAAACAACCUGAAGUCUCAUAUUUAGGUUUGGGUAUGGCAGUCCAUAAACAAUCCUCAGGGAUACUGUUGAACAUUUGCAGACCUGUGAAAUAUGUGUGGCUAUAAGGAACACAAAGGGCAUGUUUUUCACUUAUCAAAUCAGUCUAAUUUGUAUAGACUUGUAUCUGUGCCUUAUAUGUGUUUAUUCAUUCAUGAAACGUUUGAAGUUGGUUUUAGCUGGUCUCCCAUUCUGAUCAGGCUGGUCUGGUUUGCUGGUUUUAAAGGGGUUUUGGGAAAUUUUCCGUUGAACAGGCUCGGAGACCAGAAUAAAAAACCAAACUAAUUAUCUUAGGCUGAUUUAAACUUGAUUUAUUUAAAAUUAGGCUGGUUUAAAAUUUGAUUUAUUGAAUUUAGCAUCACUGUUUUUCAAGGUCUUGCAUUUUGUGGAGAAAUUUAUGACAGAAUCAGAACUCUACUGCCAUCUGCUGAUUUUUUUUUUUUUUUUGCUGUUGUUUGUGAUGUAGGUAUAUCAUGCCUUCAUUGAUUUGUUUCAUACUAGAAUAUACAGCACCAGAUAUUGUCAGAGUGAGAGUGAAUGGAAGGAUGAACUGAGAAGCACAAAAAAGUCACAUGUUAACUGUUAUUAUAUUGAAAGACUAAGAAAAUCCAAGUAUGAAUCGAAAGUCUGGUCAAAAUGUCAACAAAGCAGAGAAAUAGAUUUGACGUUUUUUUCAAAGUUCAAAGGGAUUUUUCCAUUUCAUAUAACUGUUACAAUGGCAUUAUUAAACCAAUCACUGUCACUUGACAGAGCACUUAAACCAAAGUCAGAGCAAAUGUAUUCUCAAGUGUUUUUUUUGUUUUUUUGCUAUUUAUCAGAAAACCUUCCUCACUAAAUUUUUAUUAACAUAAAUGUAUAUGUCCUGUUCACCUGCAGACAAGUGGCAGCUCCACCAUAUGCCACUAAAAUCUUGCAGGUGGUUUUAAUUGCAGGCUAAACCAGGGUGCAUAGGCUCCUUUUCAGAGUUGCUGUUUUUAUCUGUCAAAUUUGUGUGCAUAUUCUUUUAUAUUCACAUUCAAACACACUUGAACAUUUUAGUCAUAUUUAUUAAACUGAUUUCUUGCAAAACUGGUUCAAACAUUUCAAGGUUAGGUUAGUACUUUACAGCCAAUAGUAUUCAUUCAGUGAUUAAUCACAUUGAAAAGACUCAAAUAUUUACCUUAACCAUUACAGAGGUUUGAUUCACACAUUAUUACAGAGUUUGACAAUAUUGCUUAUUUAUAAAUUAUGAUUCAGGCCUUUGCACAUUGAGUCCGACAUUUUCUUAAAGGCACACAAUGUAUUUUUUUCGCCGCUAGGGGUCGCUAAAUUC
This is a messenger RNA of Megalobrama amblycephala (Wuchang bream), 2640 nucleotides long. RefSeq names its product GTP-binding protein 10 (putative) (gene gtpbp10). Gene Ontology annotation, cellular component: mitochondrion. The transcript has 10 exons. Bases 160 to 1302 code for a protein of 380 amino acids. The record is from RefSeq and is a predicted model, not a curated record. Gene Ontology annotation, molecular function: magnesium ion binding; GTP binding; GTPase activity. NCBI's taxonomy places the organism in Eukaryota, Metazoa, Chordata, Actinopteri, Cypriniformes, Xenocyprididae.